CCCACAGCCCCCUGAAGCUCCAACAACAACAACCAUUCUAAUACCCAGUAACAAAUCCUUAGUUACGGGACUACGACACCCCAACAUCCGUCCAACGUCCUCUGCAACUGCGGAGAUAUUCUCCGAAGCAGCAGUUCCCGUGUCGCUCCUUGUCAGUUCCCACAAGCGGGAACCAUCUUUUUUCUUCUCUGCCUUAUGCAUCCAUCCCUCUGCCUCGGGCGCGUUUACUUGACGUUUAUGUUCUCUGGCACUGUGUCAUCACAAUUUCAGGCUGCGACUAUUCUGUGGAUGUAAUGUAGUGGUGGUUCAGAUUUACCUUCCAAAAUGGCGCAGUGUGGCACUGCUCUAGUCCAAUUCUCAUUGGCAAAGUUACAUGGGGAUGGCUAUGGAACUUCUCGAGGUUUCUCCUCUGUCAUGGUUUCCUACUCUUUCGCCAGCCUUCUAUCGCUCCCUCUUCCAUUAAAUGUUGGACUAAGGUCGUGCUCCAUGAGGAAGAUAAGAUGCCACAGAAGCACGGGAGAAUUCUUACUUCCAAUUAUCAGUAGAUUGCCUGUGGGGAGAUGUCCCCAACGAAGUCCUCGAGGACAGGUGCGUGCUGCAAGUGUGAGGAACGAAUCAGAGACAUCGGCACCAAAUUCAGUAGCAAUCGAUGCUAGGGAUUUGGGACUGACUGUCACUGGAGACAAAGGCGAGGACGUCGUUGUUCUGAAAGGAUGUUCAAUGCAGAUACCAGAAGGGCAACUGUGGAUGUUGCUGGGACCCAAUGGCUGUGGGAAGUCCACCCUCUUGAAGGCGUUGACAGGACUCUUGCGGCCAAAUCGUGGGAAGCUGUACAUUGUAGGACCUCGCAGCUUUGUGUUCCAGAAUCCUGAUCAUCAGGUUGUGAUGCCAACAGCGGAGGCAGACGUUGCCUUUGGGUUAGGGCACCUGGACCUAUCAGAGGAGGAAGUAAAAGCGCGAGUGCACAGCUCAUUAGAAGCUGUGGGCAUGAAUGAAUAUGGGCAGAGACCUGUACAAACCUUAAGUGGUGGCCAGAAACAAAGAGUGGCAAUUGCUGGUGCAUUGGCUGAGUCGAGCCGCGUGUUGUUGCUGGACGAACUCACUACCUUCCUUGAUGAAUCAGACCAGAUGGGAGUUUUGGAAGCAGUGCGAAAUGUGGUCGGAGGAUCAGUCACCGCAUUGUGGGUGACUCAUCGUUUGGAAGAACUGGAUUACGCCGACGGUGCUGUUUACAUGGAAAACGGCAGGGUUGUGCUUUCGGGGGCUGUGGAAGAGGUGAAACGUUACAUUCUUAAACAGCAAGAGGACAUGAGCAGGAAUGGUGCGUUGAGAUAGUAUUUCGGGUGAACCAGGCUUUGUCUCAGCUGCCGACGAUCUGAUCAGGCCUUUUGAACCCUCCCCGACCUUGUUUCCAGGUUUUGUAGUUGCAAAGGUUUUAUUCACAUUCAAAGUAUUCAGUCGUCUGCACUCAAGAAAUUGUACAGACGCUUGUAGAGCAAUAGGACGCUGAGCUGAUAACUUCCCCUUGCAAUCUGUUGUCAUUUAGUAGGUCUUUUUGGCAGCAUUUCCAGCUCCCAAAGCCGCUGCUGAAUGAUUGUAAAUUUCGGAAUCACAACAACCAUUGAUAUAGUGCUUCCUACGAGACUCGCUUUCACAGCU
Physcomitrium patens is the source of this 1659-nucleotide messenger RNA. Its product is annotated as ABC transporter I family member 10. Lineage: Eukaryota; Viridiplantae; Streptophyta; Bryopsida; Funariales; Funariaceae. Gene Ontology annotation, molecular function: ATP hydrolysis activity; ATP binding. Gene Ontology annotation, cellular component: chloroplast envelope; membrane. Gene Ontology annotation, biological process: transmembrane transport. The record is from RefSeq and is a predicted model, not a curated record.